Messenger RNA from Monopterus albus (swamp eel), 2991 nucleotides. RefSeq names its product PHD finger protein 24 (gene phf24). Gene Ontology annotation, cellular component: nucleus; cytoplasm. The record is from RefSeq and is a predicted model, not a curated record. NCBI's taxonomy places the organism in Eukaryota, Metazoa, Chordata, Actinopteri, Synbranchiformes, Synbranchidae. Gene Ontology annotation, molecular function: transcription corepressor activity; calcium ion binding.
CAUUUUACAUUUCCGUGUGACAUAAUUGGCUGCUACGGAAGGAUCUUUCCUAACGUCAUUAUUUUGGGACCUGCAACGCUGCUGGUGGUCUCUGCCAAUCAGUAAUGCUCCAGGUUCAAGACCGAGGAGCGCACAAUUAUUAACCUGAACGAUCACGACGCACUAACUCACGGGAGGGGGAGGGGGAACCUGCAAAUAUGAUGUUCAUACAUCCGUGAUUUAACUUCAGCCACCGUUCAUCUGCGACUCUGCAUCAAAGUCUCCUCCUGCCUCAGAUGCCAGCGAGCUGUGUGCCUCCUCAGAUGCUGAGGGAGUAGCUCGGGAAGGAAGGAGGGUGCAAGAAGGAGCAGAAGAAGAUUUUCAGCACCGGAGCUGUCCGCGGCUCCUGGACAAGUCUAUAAGCCUGCUCAAAGGGAGAAAGCGCUUCCGAUUGUAAAUUUUCUCCGUGGGACUGUGAGGGGAAGGAAUAAUAAACUGCUGUGCCAUUCGGCUCUCCGCGGGGCUACCGACAGCCAUGGGAGUGCUCAUGUCAAAGAAGCAGCAGGUGGAGAAGGUGCAGAAAUGCAGCGCCGUCGUCUCUGCCUUCCAGGCGGGCCUUAAAGAUCGUGCUGCUGCAGCCAAACAGGCGGAUGGUGAAGUGGAGGAUGGUGACGGGCCUGCCAAAUCUCCGGUCAGUUCUGAUGAGAAGGACACCGAGGAGGUAGAGCAACAGAAAACAGACAACAGCGCAGGCCCAUCAACCUCCCAGCAGGCCUCAGCUCCAACGAGAAAUGAGUAUAAAGUCAACCGGGAGGCUUGGUCGAGGUUACGGGAUGGGAAGGGAGUGGAGCCUGAAGAGCUUGAUAAGAGGCAUCAGCUCACACCACCUGCCUUUGUCGUGGAGGUGGAGCUGGAAAAGAAAGAGCAGCCACUGGGUGAUGAGAUGUGUGACGUGUGUGAGGUGUGGACGGCCGACGACCUGUACCCCUGCAGGAUCUGUACUCGGAUGUUUCACGAUGGCUGUUUGAGGGAGUUGGGCUACCUGCGUGCCGAGGCCUUGCAGGAGAUGAAAAGCACAGCCCGCACUGUUACUGGCUGGAGCUGCUACUAUUGUGACAAUCUGAAUCUACUCCUUACAGAGGAAGAAAUGUACAGCCUCGUGGAGACUUUCAAGCAGUGCAAGAUCAUUCCAGAGUCAUGCUUGGUGUCAGAUGAGCUGCUGCAGUACCGCCACUUUGUAUCCAAGCAGCAGUUUGAUAAGGACCUGACUGAUGAGCAAGAGGAGGAAGUCCUAGCCCAGUUCGCAGCAAUGGAUCCUGAAAAGAAGGGUCACAUUGAAUGGUCGGACUUUCUCUACUUUGAGUCUCUGGCAGUGUUGAGGAAGUUUCGCACAGAGAACUCACUGGUGCGUCUGUUGACUGCCAAAGAAAGAGACAAGGCACGGUCAGUGUUCCUGAGCCUAGACCUGGAUAAAGACAACAUAAUUACAAGAGCAGAAUGCCGCCAGGCCCAGCAGUACUGGUUCCACAAGCUCAACAAAGAUUCACAGUCCUGCAAUGUGAGUAUAAGUAAUGUUGGCCCCAUAUGCGAGAGCAGUCCAGCCAGUUCUGGCAGUGACAGGAGCAAGACUGAUGACAGCAGGCCAGUAAGCUGGGCAGACUUUUUAAAGGAGAGUGCCAUCUACAUUUUGGCUGCGCGACCCAAUAGUUCUGCCAUGCACAUUCGCCUGCCUGUAUAGUCCAGGAUAUCACACUGCACCCAGCAGACAGAGGGAGAGAGAAAGAUAGAGGGUCUACCAUACCCCUAGAUGUGAUGACAUGAUGACAUGAGGAAGGCAACCGAACGAACUGGAUGAAGCACUAAGAAACAGCAUUUCAAGCCAUCAACAGAAUAUCUUCUCCUCAGCGUCACCUCUACCCCACAGCACUGACAACAUACAUGCUGACUGACACACUGACAAUGAAAGCUACAGCACCUGUCACAGGUCCCAUCUCCAACACCUGAUGGCUUCCACCAAAUAUAAAUGAUAGGUUUGGAAAGACACCCACUCAUGACUUGUCUGUCAGUCAGUGAUAUUUCUGAAACCUUGAGUGUAGAGAUGAUGCAUACAAUCAGACAAACUCCCAGGAUAACACUGUGCUUUGAAUGACAUAUACUACACUUUACAGCCCUCCAGCUACAUAACACCUCUUCAUGUGGGUAAAUUAGUGUGACAGGCUGUUACUCUAUCAAGUAUUCAUCCUUUGGGCCUCAUCAUGUCCUAAUAAUAACUCCAUUCUUCUGUAAUGGGAUUGUGUUAUUCACCAUUAAAACUGUUAAUCACACCACACAGAGGCACAUACAAAUUUAUGAUUGGCACUAUUUGACAAGUGGAUAGACUUCUGGAAGGAGAUAAACCCUGCAGCUGCCAUUAUCAGAACAUAUAGCAAACUUGACUGAAAGUUAAUUGCAUACAUAGUAUAUCAGAACUGCUAUACAUACCAAUAUAAAUCAUUAUCAUGCAUUAAAAAGCUGUAUUUAUUCCUGUAUCCAAUGAUAUUUCAUCUGUUUUUACCCCACUCUCAUUCAAGGAUCUAUGUUCUUCUGAAGUAGUAACAGUGAAAAGUAUAUGAAGUGAGCAUUAAUGAAAGUUAACUCAGUAAGAGACAUGUACUGUAUAUACAUAUAGUAUAUUUUGUUGCUGUUGUGCUCUCAGAGCUGCACAAUGACCUCCUGUUCUAGAGUUAUUAUUUGCACUGUGGGAAUGAGAUGUAGUGGACUACUCUGUGACAAUUACUGUAAUGAAAUACUGAAAGACAAUGGGAGACUCUUUUUGACAUUGAUUAUACAGUACAAUAAUUUAAAUGCACAUGAAACUGUCCAUAGAAUCACUGUAAACAUACUGUAACAAGUAAAACUUCAUGUAGUGUUUAUGCCAUAUAAUGAAGGUUCAGUUCUUUAAUGAAUAAAGUAUGGGUAUGAUGUGAAUGUAGAUAACCUGAGCGAUAUAUAUGGCAUUUGUUCUCUUUCUUG